Molecule: messenger RNA, 984 nt
Organism: Talaromyces proteolyticus
Lineage: Eukaryota; Fungi; Ascomycota; Eurotiomycetes; Eurotiales; Trichocomaceae
Exons: 5
Coding region: 1-984 (327 amino acids)
Source: RefSeq, a predicted model, not a curated record
AUGCAUUCUUUCUCUCCUCGUCACUCUUGCGAAUUCACUCUUAGCUGCGAUGUCCUUACAAUCCAGCGAGGCGAUCCUGUCAUCAGUCCCGGUGUCAUAAGUAAUCAUACCCAUGUCGUUGUCGGUGGCACUGCAUUCAAUCGUUCAAUGAGCCAAGAUGCGGCCCCCAAUGCACUAGGGACCACUUGCUCGGUAGCCAUUGACAGAUCCAAUUACUGGCAGCCACUGCUAUAUCAUAUACGAUCUGAUGGAGGAUUCGAAGCAGUGAACUUCCAAGGAAAUGCUGUUUACUAUCUACAACGUGCUUGUGACUAUGCGGAGAACCGAACCUCGUGUCCGUCUGGAUUCAUGCCCAAGGCGCCCCCGUCUGGGUUACGAAUGAUUUCUGGAAAUCCAUCUAUUCGGAACUACACGGAUACCUUCGCUCAGCGCGCUCAGUCACACAUGUGCCUGACAAGCUCAAACAGUGUUUAUACCAACUCUCUACCAACCCAAGCUUGUCUCCGAUUGCGUUCUCAAGUGUUCUUUCCAUCAUGCUGGGAUGGAGUGAAUCUCGACAUACCAAAUCAUACUCACGUGUCUUUUCCUGCGAUUGGCGAUUAUAAUACUGGCGUCUGUCCCUCCACCCACCCUGUCGCAAUAUUCUCGGUCUUCCUCGAAUUCUUCUACGAUACAUCGCCUUAUCCAGACUGGCAGAACCUCGUCUAUGCGAAUGGCGACAUAACCGGGUACGGAUUACAUGGUGACUUUGUGAAUGGCUGGACAGAUAUCAAUGCACUACAGAAAGCGUUUGAUACUUGUGGCAGUAAUGGAUAUUCUCUAGCAUCUCCAGGUUGCUCGAUUACGAAUGGAACUGUGCAAGGAGCAAAGACACAGCAAGUGCAGAUCCAGCCGCCAUAUGAGAAUUUAGGGUUGAAUGGAUCCGUGUCGCCAUUGCCAGGGCCGAACUUUGUUACAGGGAGCGUAGCAGACCGUACUGUAUAG